This is a messenger RNA of Psammomys obesus (fat sand rat), 2486 nucleotides long. RefSeq names its product LETM1 domain containing 1 (gene Letmd1). The transcript has 8 exons. Gene Ontology annotation, biological process: intracellular monoatomic cation homeostasis. Gene Ontology annotation, molecular function: ribosome binding. Gene Ontology annotation, cellular component: mitochondrial inner membrane. NCBI's taxonomy places the organism in Eukaryota, Metazoa, Chordata, Mammalia, Rodentia, Muridae. The coding region runs from base 6 to 1172 and encodes 388 amino acids. The record is from RefSeq and is a predicted model, not a curated record.
UGAAGAUGGCGCUGUCCAGGGUGUGCUGGGCUCGGGCUGCGCUGUGGGGCUCGGCCGUCGCCCCUGGACCCUUGGUCACCCGGCUGGGUCGCCCCGGCCCCGCGUGGCGAGCCCCUCGGUCUUCGAAGCUUCACCUCUCUCCGAAGGCAGACGUAAAGAACCUGAUUUCUUAUGUGGUGACCAAGACAAGAACGAUCAAUGGAUCAUACCAUCGUUUCUUGGGUCGCCAUUUCCCCCGCUUCUAUGCCUUAUACACAGUCUUCAUGAAAGGCAUACAGAUGUUAUGGGCUGAUGCCAAAAAGGCUAGAAGAAUAAAGACAAGUAUGUGGAAGCACAAAGUAAAGUUUCACCAACUUCCUUACCGGGAGAUGGAGCAUUUGAGACAGUUCCGUCAGGAUAUCACCAAGUGUCUUUUCAUAGGCGUCGUUUCCAUUCCGCCCUUUGCCAACUACUUGGUCUUCUUGCUAAUGUACCUGUUUCCUAGGCAACUGCUUGUCAAGCAUUUCUGGACCCCCAAACAACAAAUUGAUUUCUUAGACAUUUAUCAUGGUCUCCGGAAGCAGUCCCACUCAGAAAUCGUCACUCACCUAGGAAGGGUCGGCGCUCUUGUUUCUGAUGAGAGGCUUCGGUGGCAUCUGACAGACCUGUGCGCCAAGGUGCAGAAUGGUACCCACCCAGCGUCACACGACAUCCUGCCUCUCAGAGGGUGCUUCUCUACCCGUCCCCUGGGCUUGGACCACCUGCCAGCUCCGCAGAUGGUGAGCCCUUUGAGGCCCUCUGUGCCCACGGGCUCGCCGCGUUGGAGGCUGUCGAGUAGCACUGCUCACCAUCUUUGCCCUGCUGUGUCACAGAAAGCCCUGAGCAGGGCCGUGCUGCUCACCCCGUAUCUGCCCCCUCCCCUGCUGAGAAGGCGCUUGAAGAGUCAUGCUGCUGUCAUUCACCAGCUGGACAGGGCUCUGGCGAAGCUGGGGAUUGGCCAGCUGACUGCUCAGGAAGUGAAGUCGGCUUGCUAUCUUCGUGGCUUGAAUUCCACCCAUAUCACUGACGACAGGUGUCGAACCUGGCUGGGAGAAUGGCUGCAGAUAUCCUGCAGCCUGAACGAACCUGAGCUGUCGCUCCUGCUGCACAAUGUGGUCCUGCUGUCCACCAACUACCUUGAGACCAGGCGCUGAGUGAAGCGGGAGCGUGACGCCGAGCAGUCGGGCAGUGGCUCGGGGCCGCAGUGUGGGACCAAACAGCGCUCAGCACAGUCUGUGCACGCUUAGCGUGGAGGCGAGGAGCAGGGCCACGGGCUUCGGAGCACGCCGCCUACCUGGGAGCUGGACAUCCCUUCACAGCUUGAGCCUAACCAACCCGCGUGCGACCCCCGUGCUAACCUGCAGCUGGCCAGCACCUCUGGCCUAGACUUUUGUCCUGAUGUCAUGUUUAGAUCCUGUAAAGUCAGGUUUUGCCCAGGUGGGAGUCAUGGGGCCACAAGGCCGUGGUGCCAUGGCUUGUUUUGUUUUUAAAUUAUUUUUUUUUCUGAGGUGAGUCUGUGCUGGCCAGGUGGGCUCAAAUCCCUGUGCUCAAGGGCUCUUCCCACCUCAGGCUUCUGGGUGCUGGGGCUCUCACUGCUGUGCUCUUUAUAGCAGUGAGGGGUUUGGCAGUGGCUUUCUGAGACCCUGUGUCUCGGGUAGCUGAGGAUGACCUUGAUGGCCUGGUCUUCCGGCUUCCACCUCAGGGUGUCCUCUAGAGCUGAGGCAGUGUCUUGGGAAACUGGGAACUGGCAAGAGCUCUGCUACAUAGGUGAGCGCUCUCCCCAAGGUUUUUCACCAGAGAAUUCCUGGUGCCAAGAACAGAGCUGCCUGGAGCAGUGCAGACGGGAGCACUAACCCCUGUGCUUGCACCUUGAUUCCCACCCGUUUCCUCUCACACCCCUCCCUUUUCCUUUUUUUUAAUUUUUGUUUGGCUUUUUUCUUUUGGAGAUAAUCACCAUGCAGCCCAGGCUGGCCUUCGGUUCCUGGCGAUCCUGACAGUUCUGGGGCUGGGAAUACAGGCAUGAGGCACCAUGCCUGGCCCGUCCUUUCUGGUGUGACCAAAAGCAGGGCUGUUUUUCUUGCUCACUAGCAUGGGCUGUGCGCCCCUCCUCUUAGCACUCUGAACACUUUUAAUUUACGGGAGCACUGUAAAGGAGCAGGUAGAAGGCGGCUGCUCGGGCCCCCCUGCGUUCAUCCCAGUGUCUCAAUUAUCAGGCUGUCACACAGCCCCUAAGGACCUUACAUGUUUGCUACCUCCACUGUGUUGCACUAAGCCAUCUGUAACCAGCAGUGGCUGCCUGUCUUCAGGCCCCAGGUCAAAAAUGCAUAAGGUACUAAUUACUGCCUUGGGUGGGGGCUCAGGGUAGUAAGCUGGGUUUAACUGUGUGUACAGCCAUGCCCUGUAGCUCUGUAAUAGCUGUAAAUGCAUGAAGCACUGUUCUCAAACGAAGUAAAGACUGCCUGAAACCA